AUGCUAAAAGUGAACCGGCCAAACAACAGUGACAGAAAAAGUACUGUGAAAACAUAUGCAUUAAUGCUGGAGAAAUCAAAGGAGAAGAAAGGGGUCAAAGACUUCGCAGCUGCCUGCCGGGCACGGCAGACACGGAACGGGCACCGUGGACAUCCAGGGCAUUUUGCCAGAGAUGCUCAGGAGAAGUGGCCGAGUUUUAGCUGCAGGGUCCCCGUGGCACUCGCCGUCCUUGGGCAUUUUGGCCCAGGUGCAGGCGGACACGGGCCUAGGCCUGGUGCGGGGCUGCGGGUGACACUGUGGGGCAGCAGAGCUGGGGACAUGCAUGUCAGGGACACCCGUGUUCUGGGCAGUGGUGCUGGGGACAUGCAUGUCGUGGGCAGCGGUGCAGGGGACACCCCCUACGACGCCAUUGGGGACCUCUUUGCAGAUCAGCCCCGGCAGGAUCUAGAUCCUGUGAUGGACCUGUUGGCGCUCUAUCAGGGGCAUUUGGCCAACUUCCCAGACAUCAUCCAUGUCCAGAAAGGAGCCCUUACCAAAGUGAAGGAGAGCAAGCGGCACGUGGAAGAAGGGAAGAUGGAGCUCCAGAAAGCAGAGGGCAUUCAAGAACGCUGUAACAUUAUUUCUUUUGCAACCCUAGCAGAAAUUAAUCAUUUCCACAAAAUCCGUGUAAGGGACUUUAAAUCACAGAUGCAACAUUUCUUGCAACAGCAAAUACUUUUUUUUCAAAAAGUGACACAAAAGUUGGAAGAAGCCCUUCACAAGUAUGACAGUGUUUAAUCUCUGAACUUCCAUCUGUGAACUUUCCUCAGUAUGAAAAUGACUUCAGCAGCACGUUGCUGCUGUUAAGAAAAUAUUGCCAGUGGUAGGUGGUGGUACGAGGAUGGUCUUGUGUUCACCUGGAAUCCCAGUUUAACCUGAUUAUGUAGAAAAGAAACCGCUGUAUGGCUAUGUAGUAGAAACAGUACCACGCAUUGUAACUAAGUUAUACUGUGUAUGCGACACUACCAUUGUAACUUUUUUGAAAUAAUGAGUAUACUAUUUGCCUUAUUGCUUUUUGAAGUAUGGUAUUUUAGUGCGUACUUUGUAGACCUCAAAACCCUUUGGGUCUUUCAGGAAGCUGGCUAGAGAAGAACGCCUGCUUCAGAUGCCUUUUUACUCUCCUAGAUUUGGAUUUCCUAAAUUCAAACAAUUCUCUGUUUACAGAUUCCUGCUAGAGCAGCUAUGUGAUUCUGUGCCUUUAGACUCUAUUUUUUCCUUUUUUUAGUAAGUCACAUUUUUAUGAUUGAAUGAAUGAAGGGUUGAUGCCUAUGACAGAAACUGAUUAUGAAACCUCAUAUUGAAUGGAAAGAAAUCAGCUGCCUUCUAGUUUUCACAGCAAGUUCUGUCUUUCAACAAAUAUUGGCUCAAAAAAGAGAAUUUAAAAUACAUUCACACCUUCCCUGAAAAUGGAGACUUCUUGUUACAUGUACUAGGAUCUUAAGCACAUCUACAAAAAUACAACACCACUAAAUCCCCUUUCCUGAAAGAAUAUUAUAUUGAGAGGUUUUGUGAUACAAAACAUUAGUGUGAGUGAAAACUUGAAGAGCUAGCCUA
Molecule: messenger RNA, 1593 nt
Organism: Tinamus guttatus (white-throated tinamou)
Lineage: Eukaryota; Metazoa; Chordata; Aves; Tinamiformes; Tinamidae
Gene: SNX18
Product: sorting nexin 18
Biological process (GO): endosomal transport; endocytosis; cleavage furrow formation
Cellular component (GO): plasma membrane; cytoplasmic vesicle
Molecular function (GO): phosphatidylinositol binding; protein binding
Source: RefSeq, a predicted model, not a curated record